AUGCUGUUCGAAAGCAAUCACGAUGCAAAAAUGACGCGCACACGCAAUAGACCGCUGGUCAGAGGACUGGUGAGCUCUCGUGCUGCUGCAGUGUUUGCACUGGCUGCCGGCGCUGUAGGUACUGGCAUCUUGUGGUACGGUGUCAAUCCGACCACGGCCAUGUUGGGCGCUGCCAAUGCCGUCCUGUACGCCUGCAUAUACACCCCACUCAAGCGCAUACAUCCCGUAAACACCUGGAUAGGUGCCAUAGUCGGCGGCAUCCCACCAUUAAUGGGUUGGUGCGCAGCUGCAUCAGCAGGAGGAUGGCUACUAGCCGCUCUGCUCUUCGCCUGGCAAUUCCCCCAUUUCAACGCCCUCGCUCACCCUAUCCGCCACGAGUACUUUGCCGCUGGUUACCGCAUGUUGGUUUCUCUGAACCCGCGCAUGAACACACGUGUCGCACUCCGCUACUCUCUCCUCAUGUUCCCCAUCUGCAUCGGCCUCAGCUACGUCAAUGUCACCGACCGCUAUUUCGUCGUCACUUCAUCCGCGAUCAACGGCUGGAUGGCCUACGAAGCUUUCCGCUUCUGGCGCAGUGGAGGUGGAGAAACAAAGACUGCGGUAUUGACCGCGCGAGGUUUAUUCUGGGCUUCGGUGUGGCAUUUACCGCUGGUUCUUGUCUUGGCCAUGGCGCACAAGAAGGGUCUUUGGGAUGGCGUUUAUAGGAGCGUCAAAGGCUUGUUGGGCUAUCCCGAUGAUGAAGAAGAUGAGUGGGAGUGGGUUGAUGAGGAUGAGAAUUGAAAGCAUCGCCUCUUUGUAUUGUAUGCUGUAUUUUACGUAGCGGAAUUUCUAUGCGCUCCUGAAACAUUCAGACUUUAGCAGGAAUAUCUCGUCUCAUCUCAUGCAACUCUUGACCAUCAUCAGACCUAGGUGGCUGCUUGUGAAUCCGAUUCGCAUUCUUAUCUUGGCAGGGACGAUUUAUGUCUGUACAUGUGUUUGAGAAGACAUUUAUUUUUUCCAACCCCAUUGAUUUGACAGCACUUCAUGAAACCUUGGUUAUUGCUGUCAUUUUGUACCAGCUUCUUCAAACACGCUUAAUGAUAACUCUUGAAAAAUCGACAUUGGCGUUCUUGUCUGAUAGCAC
Messenger RNA from Aureobasidium pullulans EXF-150, 1123 nucleotides. Its product is annotated as UbiA prenyltransferase. Gene Ontology annotation, molecular function: protoheme IX farnesyltransferase activity. NCBI's taxonomy places the organism in Eukaryota, Fungi, Ascomycota, Dothideomycetes, Dothideales, Saccotheciaceae. Gene Ontology annotation, biological process: heme biosynthetic process. The coding region runs from base 1 to 780 and encodes 259 amino acids. Gene Ontology annotation, cellular component: membrane; mitochondrion. The transcript is spliced from 2 exons. The record is from RefSeq and is a predicted model, not a curated record.